CCCCGGUUCACGCGCGCCUCUAGGUAACGAACGCGGUGGCUCGAGGAGAAAAUAAGGAAAAACUUUGUUUAAAAAAAAUGGCGGAGGGAGCAACGUCUCUGAAAGGGCUGCGAGCACAAAUGGCUGCUGCCGCUCAGGCGCAGGCCGAGGAGCGUCGCAGCCUGGCGGGGACCAGCCCAGGACACGCAGCAGCCCCAGCCGCCAGCAGCAGCAGCACCACCCCAAAGAGCCACGCCAAACCAGUCAUUGACGGCGCUGCACUUAGGAUAGACGACAAACUGCGGGUGGCCAAAGAGAGGAGAGAAGAGCAGGAAAAACAGCAAGCGGUGCGCGGGUCUCAGAUCCUGGAGCGGGAGCGCCGAGCCAAGCUGCAGGUGGAGAGACAGAUGGAGGAGAGACAGCGGAGGCUGGAGGAGCAGCGCCGGAAAGAGGAGCAGAGGAGGGCAGCUGUCGAGGAGAAGAGGAAACAGAAACAAGAGGAAGAAAAGGAGCACUUUGAGGCAGUGAUGCGACGCACUAUGGAGCGUAGUCAGAGGAUGGAACAGAGACAGAAGAGGUGGUCCUGGGGAGGCCUCACUGACUCUGACAACAAAAACGGCGAGAGUGACGGUGGCCCCGCCUCCUCCUCCUCCUCCUCCCCAGUCACUGUAGUAAUCUCUCCAGCCUCUCCAGUCUCCAGGCCUCCCAGGAGCCAGACACCACAAGACAAGCGUUCCACCUCCACCUCAAACCUGAAGCAACCGACUGACCCAGCCAUCACCAAACGCCUCUCCUCUUCCUCCACCGCCCUGCUCAGCUCUCCUGAUAAAAGUGCUAAACGGAGGAGUUCGUCUUUGAAUCGGUUGCCUAGCAAUACCCCUCGAGCCUCUAAGGACACGCAUAAGCAGCCUCAGGUGGCGCAGACAGGCCCCACCUUGAAGAAACGGAGCUCCUCCCUCUCGCGGGUAGGGAGUACAGCCCCUCCCCCUGACAAACCAGAGAAAGCCACGCCCAGUGAGCCAGCCCGCCGCACCUCCGCCGGCCCCGUGGACAGCAGUGUCCUCCGUCGCCUGCUCAGCCCCACCCAGGCCUCCCUAGCUCGAAGCAAGAGCGUUGCAGCCCUUUCAGCCCAAGGAGCAGACAUGCCAGAGUCUCACCUGUGUCCUCGCUCAGUGUCGGCCAGCGCCCUGCAGACCUCUGCCCGUGGACCCCUGCGCAGCCGCAGCACCGACUGCCAGAAAGGUCCUCCGAGCUCCGCCUCGGCCGACGCCAUCUCUGGCAUGUCCCAGAAUGCUGAGAAGGCCAGUCGCUUCACUUCACCUGUAGGGAAGCGUCCUCCGUCCCCGUCCGCCACGCCAGGCCGCCACCGCUCCCCCUCCCCAGGUCCCUGCCUCUCUGGCGCCACCCGGAGGACAGCCUCCCCUGGAUCAGCAAGGCAGAGUCCCCGCUUCUAUCCCCCAUCCCCCAGCGGGAUGAAGCAGCGGCCUCCGUCCCCUCAGCCCGCCACGGCCACGGCCAAACCUCCACCUGUCCAGAAGCCCUCGCUUACCCCCACCGGCCCUCCCAUCCUCCGCAAGAGGGAGUCCAAGCCCAAAGAUACAUCACCCAUGACUCCUGUUACACCCCUACCUCAAGAGGGCAGCACUGCCAGCCCCACCCCCAGCACUAAGCCUAAGGAGGAUCUCAGCACAAAAGCCACGGCCGGCACUACCUCUGCUGCCGAGGCCGCCAAGAUCCUGGCAGAGAACCGUCGCCUGGCCCGGGAGCAGAAAGAGAGGGAUGAGCAGCUUCGGGUACAGAGAGAGGAGGAAGAGAGGCUGAGAAAGGAGGAGGCGCAGCGUCUGGCCGAGAAGGAGCGCGCAAGGCGUUUGGAGGAAGAGAAGGUUUGGGCAGAAGAGAAGAAGAGGCAGGAGGAGGAGCAGGCCCUCAAGGCGGAGGAGGAGCGGCAGAGGCUGGAGCUGGAGGAGCAGGAGAAACAGGCGGAGCUCCAGAAAGAGCGCGAGGAAGCCGAAGCUAAGGCGAUGGAGGAGGCUGAGAAGCAGCGUCAGGAGCGAGAGCGCAUCAUGCAGCAGAACCAGCAUGAGCGCAUGGAGAGGAAGAAGCGAAUUGAGGAAAUUAUGAAAAGGACCAGAAAAACGGACCAAACUGAUUUCAAGAGUGGCGAUGAGGGAGGCCUUCCAGCCGAGAACGGCGACGAGAUGUCCGAUCAGAUAAACUGUGAAACCAAGGAGCACCAGUCAGAGCAGACAGCAGAGCCGGUGGACCAGUCGGAAGCCCUGGACCGGGGCACACCUUCAGAAGAAGGCCUGACAGAACGGGAGGAGCCUCUCGGCAGUGUGAAUGGACAGAGCGAAUCAGCCGGCACUGAGCAGAGCGGCCCUGGUGCCGCUCAGCCUCCAGCCGUCAGUGAUCCCUGUCUGAAGACGCGUUUGGUGGAGGGCUCGGAGUUUCUGAACGAGGACUCUAAAGUGGGACUGAAUGGAAAAGCGGGGCCCUGGAGCUUUGAGGAGCUCAUUGAUCUGGGGCUGCACCCUAAAGGCCUGAUAGACUGUGAUGGGGGUCCUGAGGGGCCCAGAGUGGCUUUUGAAGAGAAGUCAGUGCCUGUAAACCCCCUCCUCCCCACCCAGCCCAUUGAAGCCCUGUCUGAGAUGUGAUUGGACGUCUUUGCCUAGGGCCUGUUUCUAAUUGCACUCUGAGACGCAUGUCCUGUUGAGCUCCAAAGUUUCUUAGCCUCGGCCCCUGCUCCUCCAAGACAAAGGUGGAUUAACAAUUAAUACAAUAAAAAGCAAGUGAAAACAGAAAAGAAAAAUGCUUCAGGGAAAAAGUAUUCUUUAACUGUGCUUAAUUCUCAUUUCCAGCUGCUUCUUGGCACCGUUUGUGUCUUGUUAGAGUUUUUUUCCAUUGCUGUUCUUUUUAUUUUGGUCUCUUUUUUAAAACACAGUGGGUCUGCUGUUGUAAUUCACCUGGCUUUGCAUUUUUGGCUGUGGUCACAUCCUGGUUAUGGUUUUGGUGGCGUCACUGUUGUCAUUCAUACCCAAACCAUUGUCAAACGUCACGUAUGUUCAUAAACAAGUUUUAAAGCCGAGCAAUAUUGUGAACGAUCCCACAAGGGCAGAGGGUCUGAGCAAACACGGCCAGUCAAUGUGAAGUGAGGGUGCAGAAGUCCCACACUGACUUUUAAAUCUUUUCGAACUGUAACAAGUAGUCAAGAAUGUGACAAAUUGGAAUCUGUCCUUGAAUUAGUAUGACCAGACAGAUGUCGACAGGCUAAGGUAUGAUUUUGGCCUCUCCAGCCUGUUUUACGUCAGGCUCCAUUGGGCUACUGGCCCAGCCUCCUCACCAACAGGCUUCCUGUCCCUAAUUUUCCUCUCUGCAGCUGUGAAGCAUUCCUUGUAUAAAAUAUGUAGAUAGCAAAUCUUGGUCAGGAUAUUUCAGAAGAGGGUCUUGUUUGACAAGAGGGGAGCUGCCACAGCUAAAUUUCAAACUCAGCAAUUUGCCAUUGCUUUGAGCUUUAAAGAAUGGAGCUCAACACAAAUAAUCUUGUUAACACUUAUGACUGGUUAAAUGAAGUUCUAGUGUUGAGUUACAGGUUUGUGGUAGUUGCCUUACAUUAUUUACAUUUUCUUCUACAUGUAUAUAAGCAUAAACAUAGUUUGUUACUUCUUAAGUAUAACUUAAGUACAACCUAAGAAAAAAAGUAUAACUUAAGUUUACAUGUAAGCAUGAAUCUACACUUUAUUACAACUAGUUAUAGCACACACAAUGGAAUUACUGUAACGCCUUUAAUAAUUGCACAUUCAGAUGUGAUGGGUGUGUGUUCUUUGUUCCCCUCCAGGUUUUGGGCAAAGGGAUUCUAGUUUCCAUUUUAAAGCUUGAAUGAUUUCGAAGAGUCCUAGAAGGCCCCAAGUUCCCUCAGGGUUAUACAGUUCCAUUGGGCCUUAAUGUGUUAGCAAGUACCUUUUUUCCCCCUCCUCUGUCCCUAUGGUCCAGUACUCCACAGCUACUUUUAUGGCUUCUUGCAAAAUUAUUUGAAUUACUUUAAAAUACUAUGCUAGUAAAUUUGGCUGUCUCCAUAUAUUAAGAUGUAUGCCUUAAAAUAUUUCUACAUGUGUAAGUGUUAUGUACAUAAUCAGUAUUAGACUGUAACGCUACGUUGGGUUGGGGAAAGUGAAGGGGAGGUAUGUUUGAUUUGUCCUCUGUAACACAGUUUAGUUUAACCCCAUCAGACUCAAGAAUUUUCACAUAGUGCUGUUACUAAAUGGGACCCUGUAUCCACGGUAUCCAACACUGGCGAGUCAGUUACCUGGUCUAUGCCUGCCACUACACGGCAGCAGCUGCUCUGUCCCUUUGGAUGACACGUUACAAGAGCCUACCCUCAUUUUCCUCUCAGGGGAGUGCGUGGAGUGAAACAUGUGAGACAUAUGAAAGUCGCUUGUAGGGGUGCGUGCAAGUUAUGGUUGGGAAAAAUACUUUAUCAUUGCUGUCCAGUUGUCUUUUGAAUAGGACCGGUGUAUAGUAGUUACAGAAAAAUGUGGUAAAGUAGAGAAUGCUGUGGAUGAAGAUGUGCUCAGGACUACACACCUAAAUAUGUACUGAGCAGGUGCGCUAUCCAUGUUCUAGUGCUGUCUGUAGAUUAGGGAGCCCAAGUCCCAUCAGUUUCAGCCCUAAUCUAGCACACCUGAGUAACAUUUAUGAAGCUUCUGAAGAACUUGAUUAACUGGAUCAGAUAUGUUGGUAUUAAAACCAAACUCUGCAGGUCAGUAGAACACCAAGACAGGACUUGGGUAUCCCUCCUGUAGAGCCUACUGCUAGACCAUCACUAGCAGUCUAUAGUCUAGUAGCUAUUUCAGGGCAAAGCUUGAACUACAUAUGCUUGAAUUGUCUGAAGGUUAUGGGUCCAGUAGUCUGAUUUGGCAUUAUUGUUUGCAUUGGGUUUUUAUCACACACUAAAGAACUCAACAAUUGUCUGAGGCCAUUGGGUACAAGGACUCUGUCUAUUUAUUUAGGGUUGUGGUCAUUCAUAAAAAUAACCAACUAAUUAGUGUCAUCCUCAUAACCUCCUCCUCUGUGACUAAAGCCAUGGGUCCCUUCCUCCAGGGCUUAGAACAUUUAUAUUUAUUGCUUCUGAUUAGUUUUAUUCAUUUAAUUGUCAAGGACAAGAGACAGUUGCACUGUGUAAAGUUUCAGAUCGUGAACCCAAAACUGUCCAAGAUUGCAGUGGUACAGCUGAUGACACAGGUGAGCAGUGACGAAUAUACCCUAGGAGAGGAGGGCGUGCCUUUUUUUUUUUCUUUUUUUUUUGCCCUCGUUCUUGGCCUUUCUGCAGCCCAUAUUUAACAAGCACUAGGCUUUUAGAAACAAUAGACACCUCCGAGUGCUUGCAGGCAUGCUGUGGUUGUGGUCGCCGUGGAACUGGGCAUUCGGUCGUAGGCCGGCAUGCUUUGUUUGUGUGCCGUCUUUGCAGAGUCAGCACGGCCACUUUUAGACACGGUCACACCGGUGUAGUAGCUGCUUCCCGUUACAGGACCUUAAGCACUCUGUGUAUUUUGGCUUUAGAGAUCUUCUCUGGCUUAAAGUACUGCCUGUAGAGUUGAAUCGUGCCUUAGAUACAGAGUAGGCAAAAUGUUUAUUUUCAUAUCUCAGAAAUUAAAAUGUUACAUGUGCUUAGUUUGCCCUUGACAAUCAUUUUACUUGACCAAGGCCCUGAAUAGGAUCUAAUUUUGUUUUGGGUUUUUUUUGUUUGUUUGUUUCUUUUUUGAGAAAUAUGCGUGUCUAGAAAUUAUAUUGUAAAUAUAUAAGUGUACUGGAAAAGAUACAAAAUGUUAAAAUAAAGUUUUGCAAGAUUAAAUAAAUGCUGUUGGGCAUAAGUCACUCA
Molecule: messenger RNA, 5854 nt
Organism: Electrophorus electricus (electric eel)
Lineage: Eukaryota; Metazoa; Chordata; Actinopteri; Gymnotiformes; Gymnotidae
Gene: map7d3
Product: MAP7 domain containing 3
Biological process (GO): microtubule cytoskeleton organization
Cellular component (GO): microtubule cytoskeleton
Source: RefSeq, a predicted model, not a curated record